Molecule: messenger RNA, 1827 nt
Organism: Linum trigynum
Lineage: Eukaryota; Viridiplantae; Streptophyta; Magnoliopsida; Malpighiales; Linaceae
Source: the annotation of a GenBank genome assembly
UAUACCUCUUAGAUAUGUUGUGUGGAUGCAAUGCAUUGAUACGUUAUUUCUAAGGUAAAUUCCAAGUUUCAUCACUAGUCGUCUGGGUUUACUAAAACGUGUUAUGUUUAGUCAUUGGAAAAUAUUAAUAUCAGCUCGGUAAUACGUUUGAAAAAAAAAAAGCCCCGAAACGCUCCCUCCUCUCUCCUCUCACCGGACGAGUUGGUAGGGCCUUUCGCCUUCGUGCGAUGAUGCCGGAAACGGCUACCCCUUCCUAUUUCCGCCGUUUCUGGCCGUUCAGGCCCUCGAUUGCGAUAAAUCGCAUCCCGGUCGCCUUCGAUUGCUCAUUUGUGCUCCGUGGCUGCGAUCAGUCUCCGGUUUCCUUGAGGACCUGUUCUCGCCUGCCUCUGUGUCGAUUCGCUCCUAUGGCGGCUGUGCAGUUUGAUGACGCCGACGUUGCUGUUGGUGCCUUGCGUCUCGACCAAACCUUGAUUGGCCGCCUGUAUGGCCCGCUUCCCCCGCUCCCGACGCUCCGCUCCAUUAUCGGCAGGGUAUGGAAGUGUGACGUUUCAGUUGCUAUGGUGGAGUGGGAUCUCCUCCAAUUUGUUUUCUCCGACUCUGCAACCGCCGACCGAAUUGUCCGUACUCCCUCCUGGAUCUUCGAGAAAUUCAUCAUUCAUGUUCGGCGCUGGGCUACUCCUACGGCGGAGUUGGCGGCGGGUUUGGCCAGAGUGCCUCUUGUGGCACAAUUUUGGGGCAUUCCUUAUGCCUGCUGCACUGAGGAAUUAGACUCCCUGCUUGGAGCGUCCUUGGGAGGCACAGGGCAGGCUUCGAUUCAUCGCUCGUCGUCAUCGGGCGGCCUUUACAUCCGAGCAAAGGUGGCGAUUGAUCUCCUGUCUCCUCUCCCGUAUGAAGUUUCUGCUUCUCAUGUGGAUCCAUCCAAAGGGAGUUUCCUGGCGCAGGUGAAGUUCGAAUCUAUCCCCCAGUUUUGUUUUCUCUGUGGCAUCAUUGGCCAUGUGAGUCGACUUUGCCCACAGAAGGAUGAUUUGGCUAGAGCUCCUCCCCGCUAUGGCAAACAUUUGAUUGCCAAGGAAUUUGGUCCCCGAGUCCAUGCUAUGACUCUCGCCCGUCGCCGCAAACGGUUCGUCUGGACUUUGGCAGGGAAUACCUCUGCUGGGUGCUCGGAGGGUUCAUCUGGUGCGGAUUCUGGCCAUCUGGCUGCCCUUCCUUCUGGCCGGAAUUCUGCCCAGCAGCAGAUGGCGGCGCACCUCCAAUUGUUGCAGAUCGCUGAUGCGGACUAGGUGGGGCAGUCCGCUCGGGUCGCUGCUUCGUUCCAGGAAGGUGAUUUAGAAAUGGUGGAUGUGGCUGAACCCAGGUCUAAGCGGUCUCGUUUGGCCAAUCAGGAGGAUGGUAUGAUUUCUAUGGAGUUCAACAGGGUGGAGGCAGCCGGCCCAAAUCGGUCCCCAGUUGAUAAAUGAGUAUUCUUAUUUGGAAUUGUCGGGGCUUGGGGGCUCCCCUGACAAUUCCUGUUCUCCGGGAAGCUGUUUCUCGGGAUUCCCCUUUUCUAGUUUGUUUGAGUGAGACUAGGCGGGAUGAUGAUUUCGUUGUUCAGCAAUUGGGUAGACUUGGUUUUCCUGAGGACCGUGUACAUAGUGUGUCGAAUAAUGGGAGUGGACUUGCUGUCGCUUGGUCCUCGUGUCUUGUGUGUUCUAUUUCGGUUGAGUCAUCUGGUUUCUUGUUCCUUGAGUGUGAGCACCAGUCGUUGGGUCGAUUUGUUGUUGUCUUUGUGCAUUUACAUUGUGAUGUUGCCUCCCGUCAAUUCCAGCUUAAUGAAAUUUCAUUUCUUGU